Molecule: messenger RNA, 1524 nt
Organism: Pocillopora verrucosa
Lineage: Eukaryota; Metazoa; Cnidaria; Anthozoa; Scleractinia; Pocilloporidae
Source: RefSeq, a predicted model, not a curated record
AUGUCGAACAAAUCGUGGAUUGCAUCCACGAUAGAUUUUAUUUUCUGGAUUGCCUUAAGAGCAGCAGCAGAACACAUGCUAUCUGGAUUACGAACUGCACUAGAUUUCGCUGCAGUGGUGAAGAAUUUCUAUAAUGGUGAUAUCCUUAGAGGAGUAAUAAACUUACUCUUUGGAGUUUUAGGCCUUGUUACUCUUAGUGCAUUGACCGCUGUAGAGGAUGUAGCAGCACAAACUAUAAAAGAGGCUGUGGUUCGUGGUGCUAAAACAAUUACGCCGACAACUGAAAGGAGAGCGACCAAUGAGGUUGGAAACGAUCUAGUUGCAAGGAAUUUGGCAGUUGAAGAGAAAAUGGACAUCCCAGCUUAUACAUUACCCACCCUAUGCCUUGGUCGCUCAUUUGACCUGGAAACUUCGAGAGCAUGCGCAGAUGUCUUCCCAUCAAGCAAUGGCUUACCAAUUAAGUCCAUGAAUGUCAACAGGUUUUCCUUCAAAUACCAACUAGUUAAUAGCAGCAAAGACAUCAAUGACUUACUGGACGUAUCUAGUGAAUUCUCACUAAAAAUCAAAGCCAAUCUGUUGGAAGUGGAAGGAGCAGGGCAGUAUAUAAAUGAGAGCAAGUUAGAAGAAGGAACAACUACUCUUCUAGCUGUGAUGAAAUGCACCACGGUUGUUGAUACGAUUGACGGAUCAGUGAAACCAAGAGAGGAUCUCGCUAAGGGUGAAUUCUUCGAUACACUGGGCACUCACUACGUAAGGAGCAUCACGUAUGGCGUCGAGAUGGUAGCCAGCCUGAAAUUUAAGUCUUUAUCAAAAUCAACCAAGGAACAAAUCAAAGGAAAUGCUGAAGGAGAACUAAACGUUGGAGUUGUCAAUGCAGGACUUAAAGCUUCACUAGACAAACUAUCAGCAGAAUGCAACGAUGUAUCAGAUAUCGUCAUCAAAUAUUACGCCACAGACAUACCAGACAAACUGCCAACCACAAUGGAGGACCUAGUGUUACUGAUUCAGAAAUUCCCUUCUAGACUGAAGAACUUAAAUGAUGGGAAAGGGAUUCCAAUAAGUUUUGAGCUCCAGCCCACGAGGGCCAUUAUUUCAAGAACAGAAGAUUUUUCGCAACAGAGGGCAUUGACAGAUGAUAUCGAUAACUUGGAGAGCUGUUUUGAUGAUCUGCGAACCGCAAAAGGCCUCGCUGAGGCAUAUCUUCAGAAUGAAAAUGGAAUUCAUGAUGAUGUAAAAGAUUUUCUCAGUCAGAUCAAUCAGAUUGACAAAGAAUUCAUUGAAGCAAUUUCGACUAUGAACAAGCGAGAGGGGCCAGACAAAGUAAAGGCCUGUUUGAAAACCUAUGACGGUUCCCUUGACGGUCGUAAUGUACCUGGAAAAUUCGUUUAUCAGUGGAAACAAAUUCUGAGCAAGAAGCGCGCGAUGAGCCGUAUUAAACUUCCUAGGAAUUCACUGGUCGCUAGGUUUGGUAGAACUUCCAAGAAUAAUCCUCGUGUAAGACUGCAUGCAUACAAUGCAAGAUAG